CGUCUGACGCCUCAUGGAGCGCAACAGUCGGAGAUUCGCAGCUUCUGCGCCUCGCUUGCUGCGGGCGCUGGCGCUGUGGUGGCUGGCGGCGGCCGCGCUGGUGCCUCCGGCGGCCGGAAGCGGCGGGAUCGACUGCCGGCGCACGCCCGACGGCAGCACCACGCCGCGCACCCAGCUCGUCGACGACCGCUUCAAGAUCACCGUCAGCGGCAACCCCGACAGCUACGUGCCCGGCGAGAGAUACCUAGUGAAGCUGCAGGCGUCGCGGCAGCUGCGGCCCCCGUCGCGCUUCACGGGCUUCAUGCUGACGGCGGAGGCGGGCGGCGAGGCGUCGCUGGCGGGCGGCGACGAGCAGCCGCCGGCCGAGCCUCCGCGCUACCGCCACCACGGCCGCGGGCCGCACGGCGCCGGCGCCUUCUCGCUGUACGGCGACGCGCUCACGCGCUUCAGCGACCGCUGCCCCAACACCGUCACGCAGACCUCCACCUCGCCCAAGGCCGAGGUGCAGGUCCUGUGGACGGCGCCUCCGGCCGGCAGCGGCUGCGUCGUCUUCAGGGCUACGGUGAUAGAGCGGCCUGAUGUGUGGUACAUGGACGAUGGUCCCCUGAGCUACACAUUUUGUGAAGAAGUCCACAACUCCUUCGACGAGCAGCCGCCAGUGCAGAAGGAGUGCUGUGCGUGUCAGGAAGCAAAGUACGAGCUGACUUUUGAAGGACUGUGGUCGCGGCACACCCACCCCAAGGGCUUCCCGGACGACAGCUUCUUAGCUAAGUUCAGCGACGUGAUUGGAGCGUCGCACACAUCCGACUACUACUUCUGGUCCUACGGAGCGAGGGCUUCCCCAGGUCUCAAGCAAGUGGCUGAACGUGGCUCUACCCGCGAACUGGAGCGCGAACUCAAGGCCCAGAGUCAAGAAAUACGCACUAUAAUUAAAGCACGUGGCAUAAGUUUUCCGAAUGUGACGGGGAAGACGUUUGCAGUUUUCCGUGUUGACCGGAAACAUCACCUGGUCUCAAUUGUUUCUAUGAUAGAUCCGUCACCUGACUGGAUUGUCGGAGUCGCCGGCCUGGAACUCUGUCUGCAAGACUGCACCUGGGUGGAGUACCUGGAACUGAACCUCUACCCGUGGGACAUAGGGACAGACAGUGGAAUCACAUAUACUUCUCCUAAUAUGCCAACAGUCCCCCAAGACGUAAUUCGACGCAUCACGUCCAGCUUUCCGAACAACGAGUCAUCUCCCUUCUUUGAUAAAACUGGUGCUCCAAUGAAGCCACUCGCUCGUCUCUACCUCACGAGGCAACGGCUAUACGAAAAAAGCUGCACCGAUUAUCCGACGCGAGAUUCUGGCGAAAUGCCGGAAAAUCUUCAGGAAGAAUGCAUGACGACACCGUGGUCGGACUGGGGCCCGUGUUCGGUGACCUGCGGGAGUGGACACAUGCUGCGGCAGCGGUCUUUCGUCGAUAUCCAGAGGUCCGACGCCAGUGGCUGCAAACAGAAGCUCACGUCCAGGAAGGCGUGCACAGCGGCGCAUCGCAGCUGCAAGUCCCAGCCCCAGGAGUGGGAGUGCGAACUCUCUGAGUGGUCUGAAUGGUCGGCCUGUAGCAACAAGUGCGGACCGGGCGCGCAGAUGAGGACCCGCCAAUACAAACACUCGCACUACCAGAAGAAGUGCAAAGUGCAGAGAAACGCCCCCAAGCUGCAACAGACCAUCACAUGCUUCGGCAAGGAAUCUGACGACUGCAGCACGACUUCUGAAGAGGAGGAAGAGUUUCUAAAUAACCCUUCUGAAGACGAAGAUCCCAACUGCAGAACAACGCAGUGGUCCGAGUGGAGCCAGUGCAGCGCCACGUGCGGCAACGGCACCAGGACGCGCACCAGGCUGCUGUCCUCCCGGGACGAGGACACGCGCCUCAUGGUGGCCGUCCUGUCCGACAACCCCGUGGACACCACGCGGGACUGCUCGCACGUGCCCCUCGAGCAGGAAGUCGAGUGCCAGGGCGACAUUCCGAGCUGCGUUAUAUCAGCCAAGGAAGCAAAAGAAAUCUGCCAGCGUCCAAAAAGAUCAGGCUCUUGUCGAGGAACGUAUAUUCGCUGGUUUUUUGAUGGAGAAGAAUGUACAGAAUUCAGAUAUGGUGGCUGCCGAGGAAAUAGGAAUAAUUUUGAAACCAAAGAAGAAUGUGAAGAAGUAUGUAUGUCUAACAUGGAGGACCUGAAGACUAACAUCUCAGCUCGAUUGCAGCAGUAUGGCGUAUCCUUGUCAGGAAUUCUUUCUUACAACAUAGCACUUGAAGACUCUACUAGCAGUGCUGACAAGAGCAAGCUGAUGAAUGUAAACUGUGGUUCAGAUGAGAAUGAGGCAACGGAGAACUCUCUGCGAGGUAUUGAAGCAGGAAAUUUUAUAGUUGACUCAUCUCCAAUAUAUGGACUGACUUCUUUCCCAAGUGUCAGCGAUAGCAUAAACAGUUUAUCAACUGACAAACUUUCAGAGGAACCUGUGAAUUGUCUAAUGAGUGAAUGGUCAGAGUGGUCACCUUGCAGUGUAACCUGUGGCAGAGGUUACAAGACAAGGGAAAGGCAUGUUCUGUUACAUCCAACUCAUGGAGGUAAGAGAUGUCCAAGUAAACGCACGAGAACAAAACCAUGUCGAAAAGGACGUUGUGACCCAACAGAAGUUGAUGACAAUCCAACAUGGGGAGAACCUUAUGCUAUAGUGACAGUUUUAGAUCAUGACUGUCAGCUAGCAGAGUGGAGUGCAUGGUCUCACUGCUCAGCAACAUGUGGACAUGCAUACCGACAGCGCACCAGAAGUAUUAUCCAGCCUCGGAAACCUGGAGGAGCACCUUGUGGAGCACGACUACAAAAGGAGAAAUGUGAGCUUCCAAUAUGCAAAGAUUGAAGUAUGGUAGGACUGAGUGGUUAUACAGUAACGUGAUUUUUAAAUCAAAGUAUCAUAAGCAGAAGAAAAAAAACAUGAAAG
Molecule: messenger RNA, 2977 nt
Organism: Schistocerca nitens (vagrant locust)
Lineage: Eukaryota; Metazoa; Arthropoda; Insecta; Orthoptera; Acrididae
Product: spondin-1-like
Exons: 17
Coding region: 14-2896 (960 amino acids)
Biological process (GO): cell adhesion
Cellular component (GO): extracellular matrix
Molecular function (GO): serine-type endopeptidase inhibitor activity
Source: RefSeq, a predicted model, not a curated record